GCGCUCCGCGCUGAGGUAUUUCCCCUUCUGACCCUUUAUUGCCGUCGCGGGCUCUCCUCGCCAUCCUCCGCUUCCAGCCGAGCACAGAUUGCUCGUCCGCUAGCGGGUCCCCGCUCGGCUCCGCCGUCCGCUCCACCGACUCCGCGCCGGCCGGCGGAGGGCGAGGGACGCGCGCCUGGCCAGCCCAGCCCAGCUGCGGGGUUCGGAGAAAGCGAGGUCCGGCGGCACAGAGCGCUGAGUUCUGCACCUCAUCGAGCUCAGAAGGUUCAAGAAAGAAUCCAUUCCUACGUAUGGUCAUGUGGUUCUUUAAAACAGUGUCCCGUCAUGUGCUAUGUUGGUGACAUCACAGGAAGCAAAGAAGUCAGUGUUAGAAGAUAGCAAACGUACAGGAGGUCAUGAAGUAUUCUGGAUGGAUGGCUGCUGGAAACCCAAUGCCUUAGCCAGCUCUUCUUCAAUACUUAAGGAUUUACUCUGGCAUUGAGUAAUGAGAAUUUUGAAACCAUAUUUGAGAAGUACUUCCAUCCAGUGCUACUUGUGUUUACUUCUGAACAGUCAUUUUUUAACUGAGGCUGGCAUUCAUGUCUUCAUUUUAGGUUGUAUCAGUGCAGGUCUUCCUAAAACAGAAGCAAACUGGCAGCAUGUAAUAAGUGAUUUGAAAAGAAUUGAAGAUCUUAUUCAAUCUAUACAUAUGGAUGCCACUUUAUAUACUGAAAGCAAUGCUCAUCCCAGUUGCAAAGUAACAGCGAUGAAAUGCUUUCUCCUGGAGUUACGUGUUAUUAUGCAUGAGUCCAGAAAUUCAGACAUUAACGAUACGGUAGAAAACCUUAUCAUCCUAGCAAACAGCAGUUUAUCUUCCAUUGAGUAUAAAACUGAAUUGGGAUGCAAAGAAUGUGAGGAGCUGGAGGAAAAAAGUAUUAAAGAAUUCUUGAAGAGUUUUGUACAUAUUGUGCAAAUGUUCAUCAACCCUUCUUGAUUGCAGCUGAUCCUUUUCAGCAUUUCUAUUAUUAACAAGCAGCUCCCCACUGCUUAGAGGCAACAAUGAAACACUCAGCAUUUCAAAUGUGCUGCCUAAAUAAAUUCUUCUGGCAAGAGGAUGAUCAGGAUCUUUGGUCAGAUGAACUCACAGAAAUGAAGGCCGAACAAUGGCAUUGAGUACCAUGGUGUCUAUGAACG
Messenger RNA from Eubalaena glacialis (North Atlantic right whale), 1173 nucleotides. It is a transcript of the gene IL15, whose product is annotated as interleukin 15. Gene Ontology annotation, molecular function: cytokine activity; cytokine receptor binding. Gene Ontology annotation, biological process: positive regulation of T cell proliferation; positive regulation of immune response; immune response. NCBI's taxonomy places the organism in Eukaryota, Metazoa, Chordata, Mammalia, Artiodactyla, Balaenidae. Gene Ontology annotation, cellular component: extracellular region. The transcript is spliced from 8 exons. The record is from RefSeq and is a predicted model, not a curated record. The coding region runs from base 485 to 973 and encodes 162 amino acids.